AUGAAUGAAUUGGAAGCUUCGCAGCUUCCGCCGCCUCAGCCCACGACUCCACCGACGGAACCUCCGCCACUCGUGCCUCCGCGGGCGCGCCUGCAGUCGUCGCCGCUGCCGGUCCGGUCACCUGCACCGGACGGGCUCCUCUCGCCGCCGCCGCCGCCGCCGCCGCCGCCGCCGCGUUCCUCCGCAGUGCCGGAACCGAUGGACGCUGAGGUUGCCGUCACGCCGCCGCCGCCGUCGCCAAUGGAGGUCGUUGCUCCACCUCCUCAUCAGAGCAUACCCAGUGGCGGCGCGUGGCCUGGACAGACUGGCCUAAGCUGGCGACAUGGUAUCUGGUUUUCCCAAAGAGGCGAGAUGAUGUAA
Schistocerca americana (American grasshopper) is the source of this 360-nucleotide messenger RNA. Its product is annotated as leucine-rich repeat extensin-like protein 3. The record is from RefSeq and is a predicted model, not a curated record. Bases 1 to 360 code for a protein of 119 amino acids. The transcript is spliced from 3 exons. Lineage: Eukaryota; Metazoa; Arthropoda; Insecta; Orthoptera; Acrididae.